Topomyia yanbarensis is the source of this 708-nucleotide messenger RNA. RefSeq lists its product as uncharacterized. The transcript is spliced from 2 exons. Lineage: Eukaryota; Metazoa; Arthropoda; Insecta; Diptera; Culicidae. The record is from RefSeq and is a predicted model, not a curated record. The annotation marks the transcript as partial.
ACUCAAUCUCAAUCUCAUAUUCAAUCUCAAUCUCAUUCUCAAUCUCAUACUCAAUCUCAAUCACAAUCUCAUACUCAAUCUCAUACUCAAUCUCAUACUCAAUCUCAUACUCAAUCUCAUACUCAAUCUCAUACUCAAUCUCAUACUCAUACUCAAUCUCAUACCCAAUCUCAAUCUCAUACCCAAUCUCAAUCUCAUACUCAAUCUCAAUCUCAUUCUCGAUCUCAUACUCAAUCUCAUACUCAAUCUCAAUCUCAUACUCAAUCUGAAUCUCAUUCUCAAUCUCAAUCUCAAUCUCAUACUCAAUCUCAUACUCAAUCUCAAUCUCAUACUCAAUCUGAAUCUCAUUCUCAAUCCCAUACUCAAUCUCAAUCACAAUCUCAUACUCAAUCUCAUACUCAAUCUCAUACUCAAUCUCAUACUCAAUCUCAUACUCAAUCUUAUACUCAAUCUCAUACUCAAUCUCAUACUCAAUCUCACACUCAAUCUCAUACUCAAUCUCAUACUCAAUCUCAUACUCAAUCUCAAUCUCAAUCUCAUACUCAAUCUCAAUCUCAAUCUCAAUCUCAAUCUCAAUCUCAAUCGCAAUCUCAAUCUCAAUCUCAAUCUCAAUCGCAAUCUCAUACUCAAUCUCAAUCUCAUACUCAAUCUCAUACUCAAUCUCAAUCUCAAUCUCAUACUCAAUCUGAAUCUCAAUCUCAUACUUAA